This is a messenger RNA of Calliphora vicina (urban bluebottle blowfly), 822 nucleotides long. RefSeq lists its product as uncharacterized. The record is from RefSeq and is a predicted model, not a curated record. Lineage: Eukaryota; Metazoa; Arthropoda; Insecta; Diptera; Calliphoridae. The transcript has a single exon. The annotation marks the transcript as partial.
UGUCGCAUCUGCAAUCGACCACAUCCUCUUCGAUUAUGCCGAAAGUUUUUAGCGAUGAAUAUAUCCGAUCGUAUAAGUGCUGUUCGUAAGAACAAGUACUGUUCUAACUGUUUAGCACACGAUCAUUCCAAAGGUACAUGCUUCUCCAAACAUGGAUGUAAGCAUUGUAGCAAAUUUCACCACACGUUACUCCACGUUAACCCUAGAUUGGUUAAAGACCUCUUACCUGCAAAUCAAUCUCGUUCACCAUCUCCCGAUCCGACUCCGUCUACUUCUUCAAAAUCUCGAAAGUCGACAAACGAUAAUCCAUCUCCAGCUAAGUCCAAUCCGAAUCCAACCUCCUUGACUCAAAUUAUCCGCCAGAACACUCUAAUCCUUCUUCCUACUGUCCUAGUAAAAAUCGGAUCCACAACGUCCCACGCUCGUUGUUUACUAGAUUCUGGGUCGGCAAUUAGUCGCGUUUCUAAGAGGUUGAUCGAUAAACUGGAAUUGACAGCGUAUUCACUGCAAGGAGAGACUAUAUGCCCACUUGUUUUGAAAUCGAGAUACGAUUCUAAUUCGAAUAUUGAAGGCACUUUUCGGGUUGACAAUCGUAUAACGAUACAUACUCCAACACAAUUAUUACCCGAAUCAUAUAAAAAGAACUUUAGAGACCUUUUCCUAGCUGACUCAAAGUUCUACGAAUCUGCGGCCAUUGACAUUGUCAUCGGUGUUGACAUUUAUCCAAAGGUCAUAUGCCAAGGCGUUUUUUCUAGAGUAGGCUUUCCGACAGCGCAAAGUACCAUAUUUGGAUGGGCCAUUUAUGGUCCUUGCUCAUUAUAA